Molecule: messenger RNA, 1518 nt
Organism: Sycon ciliatum
Lineage: Eukaryota; Metazoa; Porifera; Calcarea; Leucosolenida; Sycettidae
Product: deoxyguanosine kinase-like
Exons: 8
Coding region: 291-1250 (319 amino acids)
Biological process (GO): mitochondrial electron transport, NADH to ubiquinone
Cellular component (GO): cytoplasm
Source: RefSeq, a predicted model, not a curated record
GCCCACAUCAUGAUUGUAGAUUUGUUUGCUUCAACUAUAUCAACAGUCAACACGAGUCCUCUAUAGCCUAGGCUACCACUAGUACUGUAGGCUCUACAGACUACACCGACUUGUUCAUCUUGUGGCUAGCUGUGCGCAUCAGAGCUGUAAAGAGAGACUUGAACUUGAAGUCUGCGUGUUCUUCUUGUUAGCUCUGUAGUGUUGAUCAAUUACAUGUGCGUCGAAAUAUCGAUAGUUCUCCCAGAUUUCUCUGCGUCAUUUGAGAAUUGUGAUUUGCUAAUUCACGAAACAUGUUGAAAGCCUCGUGCUCCGUAUCUGGGAGGAUCAGCCCUUCUUGCUCAACAGCCUCCUCGUCGUGUUCUAGUCCUGAAAGGCAUCCUCAAUGUGCCCCAAUCGUUCUUGUAGAAGGCAAUAUCGGAGCUGGUAAGACUACACUGAUACGUGACUUGGCAGAUGAACUCGGGUUUCGAGUGUUCCUAGAACCCACGUCUAAAAACCCUUACCUCGCUAAAUUCUACGCUGAUCCGAAGAAAUACGCUUUGAAACUACAGUUGUGGAUUUUCCGCCAGCGUUUCUUGAUCUACGUAGCGGCAGUGAAACACGUGCUGCUCAAAGGGCAAGGCGUUCUUCUGGAUCGGUCAGUGUUCAGCGACUGUGUUUUUGCGGAUGUUGGAUUUGAAGAUGGGAACAUAUCCGAUGAAGGCUACCAGUUCUAUAACCAGCUGCGCAAGCUGUGCUUGAGCCGAGUGCCCUCUCCUGACUUGGUACUGUUCUUGGACGCCAGUCCGCAAACUUGCCGCAAUCGCAUUCUUCAACGAGGGCGGGAGUGUGAGACGGGCAUUCCUGUUGCUUAUCUAUCAAGCCUUCACUGUGCUUAUCAGUCAUUCCUCACCAGAAUACAGAAACAAGGUACCGAGGUGCUCACGUGUGACUGGGAGCGCUUCGGUGCACUCUCUCCGAUUGUGUCCAAGGUCCAGGAAAUGCUACCACACUGGUCCUCGUCGAAUCUGUCAGAACUCCUCGCCUUUGUUAACAGUUCUAGCUCUGUCAACAAAUGUAUCGCACUCCCAGACCAUCUCAAGGAUGAGGAUGAGAAGGAAAAUACACCACUAGCAGCAGACAAGCUCCAGGAGACAGAAGAAGAGAGUCACCAGAAGGAACGUGCCAGCAUCCGUGUCCUCGGAGACUCCAAUAAAGUUGCUGCCAGCAGGCCAACACGACGCAUCGGGUCGCUUGUAGCCAGUGCCUAGUUUCGCUGUUUGCGUAUUCCCGUUCGUUUCAUCUGUUUUCCUGACAGGAGAGCUCUUCUACUUCUAGGCCAUCAUUAGAACAGCUAAUUCAUUUCGAUAAAUAGGAUUUCGAGUUUCAAUAUACCGGACAGUCAUUUCCAUGUUUACAAUACAAACAUUCCAGUCGAUGUCCCGUCUACGACGUGUUAUCUAGGUUUAUAGCUUUAGGAAUUUGUCUUUCCCCAGGUCACUGCCACUAGCAAUAUCAGUCAAUUUAAAGUUCUUGUCU